Molecule: messenger RNA, 3387 nt
Organism: Arabidopsis lyrata subsp. lyrata
Lineage: Eukaryota; Viridiplantae; Streptophyta; Magnoliopsida; Brassicales; Brassicaceae
Exons: 11
Coding region: 441-2822 (793 amino acids)
Biological process (GO): protein targeting to chloroplast
Cellular component (GO): chloroplast outer membrane
Molecular function (GO): protein binding; chloroplast targeting sequence receptor activity
Source: RefSeq, a predicted model, not a curated record
GAAAUAUUAAGCCUUUACUCUGCAGAGGAAAAAGAUGAACAAAUCUGUAUUACCAUAUUUACCCUUCCUUUCUUAGACAAACAAUUCGUCCAUUGUGUAAAAACGGAGGAUAAGAAUGUCAUUUAAUAGACUGCUCUUGGUACUACUCUACUACUGCUAUAUCCACGUCACUGCUAUAAAUGGGAACAACAAACGCAACAAUUUUCCCUCUCCGUUUCUCUCUUCCUUUUUCUUCUCUGUCAUCAGAAUCAGUUCGUCGGAAAAAUCAGAAUAAAUGCUCUCGUUUUCGUUUUCUCCGAUCGGAAUCUCUUGAACAAAUUCACAAGUUUUCUCGUUAGUUUCACUUGAUUCUCCACUCCAUUUCUCGAUUUCUGGAGAAAUUUUGUCGUUUUUCGUUCAGAAAUCGAAGACGAAAGCAGCGGAAACCUAGGGUUUCGAAGAUGGAACUGGAAUCUAUGAGUUUCGAUUUCACUGAGUUUUGCGACUCCUACUCUCUUUAUCCCACCGGAAAAGUAUCUCCGGUUGAUUCUUACGUCACCGAGCUCGACAACGAAGAGAUCAGAGACAACUACGCGUUUUUAGAUUCCGUUUUAAAAGACAACAAAUCUGAGUUUAUUUCUCACGCUAAACGCAUCUUAGUCGGAGAAGACGCAGAAUCAGAGAGAAUCGAAGCUAUAAAGCUUCUAAGCGCUUGUUGCAGUUACGAUUCUAUUAACUGUGCUUCGUCAAUCAUCAACGGUGACGUUGGAUCGGUUCCGUAUAUCAACGAUGUAUGUUCCGAUACAGGACUCUCGCCGUUGCACACGGCGGCUGAGUAUAACGCGCUACGGUGUGUUGAGAUGCUUCUGAAACGACGCGCUCGUACUGAUAUGAGAAGCAAAGAUGAACGCGCUUUGAUUCCUCUGGAGCUAUCUCUCUCCAAUGGCAGCAUAGAUGUGACAUGGAAUGCAAGUAGUGACUCGAUUGGAGACUUGAUCGUUUUGCUUGGUGACAAGGACUUGACGGUUGUGAAACUACUUGCUGAGAAGACAAAGGAAGUGGACGCUGUGGCUUUUGCAUAUGCCAAGGCUGGUGAGAUAGUUUCUUUGACUGCAUUGUUGAUUGUAGCAAGUGAGAAGAUCAGAGAGGCAACUGUAGCAUUACGUGAUGAUGAUGAUUCUGUGCCAAAGUGUAAAAGGGAAACGAUCUAUGAGGCUGUUAUUCAAGAAGCGUUGCGUAGUAACAGCUCGACGCAAAGUGUAUGCAGCGAGAAAAGAAUGGUUUUUCUUAGAGAGAUUGAGCUUCUUCAGCUCUUUGGUGCUGCAGUUUUUAGUGAAUCUGUGGAUAAGCAAACUUCACCACUUAUCUCCAUUGUACAGGCAGGAGAUGAAGCUGUUCUUGAGCUGUUUAUAAACACCAACUUAGAUGUCAACGAAAAAGAUGCAGAAGGGAAUACUGUUCUUCAAUGUAGCCUGAAGGGAUCGUCUGUGCCACAUAAGCAGCAAACCAGAAUCAUGAGCCUACUUAUUGCACACGGUGCCCGAGUUAACCAAAGGAACAAGUUGGGUUUAUCUGCAGUACACUUUGCUGCUGCAAAUGGCAAUUUAUCUGCACUUGAGAUUCUACUAGCGGCCAACCCUGAGUUAGUUAAUGUCAAGACAGUAAUCAAAGAGACGCCACUAUUCUUCGCAGUGAAGAAUAACCAUCUUGAGUGUGUUGAGCUGCUUCUUCGAUGUGGUGCAAGUAUAGAGAUUCAUAAUCUACGAAAGCAGAGACCAAUAGAGUUGACACAAUCACAAGAUAUACGUUUCCUCCUUAACCCAACAAAUAUCAGUUGCUUCAGCAAAGAAACAGAACUUGCCCAGCCACAAAGUGCAGCAGUUCCAACAGACGCAGAUGAUGAGGAAACUCUUGGAUUUCUCGGAAAUUCCGUUCCACCAUGGCUCAAAAGUUUUGUAAACUGGCUUCCUCGGUAUCUUCGAGAUACAUCAGCGAACUGGAGAGGGGCUGGAUAUCCCCUGUCAUCCCUCAAAGCCGAUUUCCGUGCUGUUUUUGGAAUGGAUCUCGAUCACGCCUCUCUUGGUUUCCCCAAGCUCAUCGACUUCAUCAAAUAUUUUCCAAAACUCUGUCAAAUGAAAGUCGUCCCCAUAGGUAAAAUUGGAGCUGCAACACACUGGGUGAUGUUACCCACCAAAUCCAAGAGUUCUCAGCUCAAAGGAAGACCUCCUGAGCCACUCAUUAUUAGUAAGAAUGACUCUGUUGCUUCUCCCGACAAACCAAAAGCCUUAUCAGUUCCUCCAGGUUUUAAAUUCUUACAAGAAGCACAUGACUCUAAAACCUUCAAAGCACCACCAGAACCAAAACCUCAACCUCCUCCUCCGUUGACUACAGCAUCUUCCAACAACCAACGUCAACUAAAACAUCCGGUACUAGAGACACUUACAAGGAUCAGAAACAGCACUUCCGUAUUCUUUCUCCGUGAGUUCGACUUCUACCAAAGCUAUGAGACAUGUUUAAAGGAAGGCAUGUGUUUCUGGUGCAACAAGAACAUGCUUCUAUGGGCAAACUUCCCAUGCCGACACAAACUUUGGUGCAGCUCUUGUAAACAACAGGUUACUCAAUCUGCUCUAGGAGAGAAGAGCCUUGAGGAGGACCAUCAUAAGUGUGUGGUCUGUGAUGCAAAAGUGGAACGUUUCGUCUUAUCUCCACCGUUUGAAUCAGAUCACCAUAGGCUUUCAAGUGAUCGCCCUAACAACGCAGAAUUAGCCACUUCAUUCCUUCAAUUCCUCAGCAUAAGGAAUUACUGCAGUUCCAUGAACAAGAUGAUACAUCGUGGGAUAUAGAGAAAGGAACUUACACAACAACUUCGACUUCGUGUGGUGGUAAUUGGAUUUUAAUAAACUUGUAAAUACAAACGAUGAUGGAGAUGAAAGCUCUUCUUUAACAACAUUUAAAGUACAUAUGGAACAUUUCGCGAUCCAAACCGGUCAACAUAUUAUGGAAAAUCUUUAAUGGAAUCCGAGUUUGUGUUUCUUCACAAUCUCUUUAAGUCCAUACAUCAAAAAUUGUCUUCUUCUACAAUUAUUUUUCUGAAUAAUCGAAUUUUAUAAAUCCUCAUGUUACGCUAAUCCUAAAAACCUACAAAGAUUAUAAAACACUAUUACCACAAAAAGGUAAGUGUAGAAGAUUAUAGGCAUAACAAUCCAUAAUAAAAGGUCGAUAGGAGCUUUGUAACUAAACCCAAGCACUAUCAUCAGAUAAUACUUUCUUAACCUUCCAUUGAAGUUAAUCCAUGGGAAGUAUUCAAUUGCAUCCAGAAGCAAUCCUAUAAUCAUGUGAAACCAAAAGUAAUUAGGUAAAUGUUCUUUCUUCACCAUCCACAUGAACCUUCAUCGAGUUUUUGUCUUU